CCUGCAUGGCCUCGGAAGCGUCGCCCAGCUCGAGUGGGUCCUCCAUCUCAUACACGGACAGGUCGAGCAGCAGGCCGCUCUCAUCCGUCCACUCCUGAGACAGCAACGGCUCGUACACACGAGAACCCCUGAUAUCCACACACACACACACACACAGAGAGAGAGAGAGAGAGAGAGACGGUGGAUCUGGGCGGGUGUGUGUGUUGUGUCUCUUUAUCCCCCCUCAGUCAGUGUGUGGUGCGUGUGUUAAUUCCUGAGUUCGAGAAUGAUGGGUAUCCAUGUCUUGACGUGCUCGACGUAGGCUAUCUCGUUGGCGUCGUCGAUCACCGCCUGCACACACACGACGGCGUCGAUGGAUGUGUGUGGUCAAUCCACUCUCUCUUCCCCGCCUGUUUGUCUGUGUACCUCAGCCACGAACCCUCUGACUUCUGCAUCGGAGAGCUGGCACUGCGUCACCACCUCCUGGAACCUGCAAAGAGAGGCCGUACACACAUACAUGCAACCAACCGUACACACACAACAAUGUCUGUGUUCUUCUGUGUGUCUGUCGUGGCUGCCAUGCCUUGCAUUUGCGUCCUCUCCCUUGCGCAGCGCCAGCAGCAGCUGACCCACAUCAAUCGUGCCUGCACCACGCAGAGGGAGACUGUACAUUCCUGUGGUAUGAUGUCUCGUGUGCCGACACUCGCACCUCUGUGUUUCUCGUCUAGCACGUUGAACAAGUGGAUGAGGUUCUUUUCGACCGUCUCCCUGUCAGGAGCAGCCCCCUACACCCACACACACAUACACCAGACCCGUGGAUGUCCCCCCUACUUUGACAAUCCUCUCGCACAGACACACUGACCCGUUCCUCGUCGCUCUCUUCGUCUUCCUCCACGUGUCGUGACUUCAGCCGCACGCCCCCCGUCAGCCCCUGCAGCUCCUCCAACUCAGCACGCUCCUGCUCGUCAGCCUUCUCCCUGGCUAUCUGGUCAGCCAACUCGCGGAAUCGCUGUGUGUCGAACAGCUGGCUGAUGGCCGUGCACGCCACGCGGAGGAAGGAGCGGCAGUCGACUUGGCCAUAGGGGUCGGGCAUCAGAAUCGACAACAGCACCUGUGCAUGUGUGGGUGGGUGCAGGGUGAGGAGCACCACGCGUCUUUGUGUGUGGACUUAUGGGAGAUUGUGUGUGUGUGCCUACGUGUAUUUGGAUUCUGGAGAGGCAGAGCUGUGAUGCGUUGAAGAGGAUGUCGCGAAUGGUCCAGAUCGGCAGUUUGAAGUCAUAGGUCACCUGAGACUGCAGGGGACGACCAGACAGGUAGAGAGACGUGCACAUGAGACACGCGAACACACAGGCAGUUUGUACGCACCUUCCUGAUGAGCUGCACGAGGUGGUGCCUGAGGCCCCGCAGGUCCGUCUCAACUAACGCAUUGUGGAACGCAUCACGCCUGACGAGACAAGUGCAUCCAUCCAUCCAUCCACCGACUCCGUGUAUGUUGAUUGAUCUGCAUGGCUACCUGAGUUUCUGCAGCUGUCCGAAAAUGCCACUGUACGGCAUUCGUCCGUCUUCCUCCUCCUCGACCAUCUGCAUCAACAUCGCCACCUCCUGCGGACUGAACCUGCAUAAAAAGGGAGCGGAGCUGGGUCUCUGGUGGGUGCUUUCCGUGAGGUGAAUAUCUACUCACCUGUCGCUUCUCUGUUCGAUGCAUUGCCUGAACUCGUGUCUCGUCAGCAUUCCCGUGCCAGCACUGUCAACAUUGCGAAACGACUCCUCUAUUAACCUAAAGAUGAACAGUCACCCACAGCAUAAACACGCAGCGGAGACAAGGGGUCGCUCUUUCUGCUGUUCUACCUUACCUGGUGGUCUCCUCAAGCUCUUGUCCAAAGCACAGUAUGAUGGCCUCGUCUGUGACCUCGGCCGCAGGCAGUCCGCGAGACUCAUACGCCUCGCGACGUUCCUGCAAAGCUGAGAUGACCAUUGGGGCCGCCUGAUGGGUCGAUGGAUGGAUGGAUGGCAUGUAUAUGGCAAUAUCCAACACGAGCUUGCUUGUCAACUUGCUUACUUCAACGAAAGGGAGGUAGUCGAUGUAUCCGUCGGCGUUUUCCAUGGUAGUUGUCAGCAGCAGACGAAUGUCCCAGUCGGUCAGGCCAAGAGGCGUCGCGUACAAGAGCUCACUCACCUCCUUGUGACUCAACAGACCUGAAGGAAGCACAUGAGUGCAUGAGUGCAUGAGUGCAUGCAGUGCACCCAGUAGAAAACUGCUUGCCUUCGUCUUCUUCAUCGGCUGCAUCGAAUAUAUUGGUGAGCAGCUCCUCCAGCGGCAUCGACGGCUGAGACGUCAGCCGGCUGUCGCGGCGAGAGGCCGCCUCGGCUGCCUCGCCUACAGCCGCAGCGGCAGCAGCCGCCUCCCUCUCUCUUUCCCUCUCCCUCUCCUCUCUGAUCGCCUCCGCCUCAAUGGCGGCCUCUCUGGGCGAUAUCUCCGCCUCUUCUUCUGGUGGCGCCUCGGGCUCUACGUCUGGCGGAGGGACCAAGCGAGACUGCUCGAAGCUGCAAAGAAUGGAAACGAGAACGGUUAAUGCUCUCUCGUCUCCAUCUAUCUAUACGCUGUCGAGAGGUCUCGCAGCUUUCGCACUUUCAGCUUGUCCCGGAUCAGCCUGAAUGGAUGGGGCAGGGCAGUCGAUGCACACAACACACAUCCUGAUUGAGUGUAGGCAGAGCCACCACACCUGUCAAUCCAGACUUCGAAUUUGCCCUUUGCCAGGGUGCCGUGGGGGUCGUGAACGAGUGUCUCGUUCUCGAAGCGAUAUGUGAGGUGCGGCUCCUCGUGGACGCCCGGCAGGGGUGACGAGUCGAAGAUGAGUGUGAAGAAGACACGCACAACGGCCACGGGGACGGGGCAAUGAGGCUCCGGCAGACUGAAUAUCACCUCAUACCUGCACACACACACACACACACACACACAGAGAGAGAGAGAGAGAGAGAGAGGACACGUGUUGAGCCGACGAGUGUCCAUGAAGAUGCAUUACAUGAGUCUGGUGCCGUCGAGGUGCUCGCCGAGGAAAUGAACACGAUGCAUGUACCUGAGGGAAUGAAGUGAAUGGAUGCAAUGAGCGGUUUGUUCAUCCGUCCCCAUUGCGUUGCGCGUGUUCAUGGUGUGCUUACUUAUGUGACCAGUCCUUGACACACUGCCGCACCACAUCCUCUCCUCCCUUGAUCCGCUCCUCCAUCCUUAUCGUCGAAACAAGGAACCUUCAGCUCCAAGUGGGGCCGCGAAGUUCCCGAAGGCUCGUGACCGCGGAGAGCUCUUUCCUUUGCAAAUGGCCUUCAAUUGUUAAGGUGGGUGGUGUGGCGGUUUUUCUCUUGUUUUCG
This is a messenger RNA of Vitrella brassicaformis, 3345 nucleotides long. The record is from the annotation of a GenBank genome assembly. NCBI's taxonomy places the organism in Eukaryota, Vitrellaceae.